AUGCUGAACCCUGAUUCUCCACCAUCGCCGGCCUCCUUAGGGAGGAAACGACCGCAUCCGCCUACCGAGCCUGCCUCGAUCCCGCCAGAGCCGUCAGCGCAAUCUCAGCCGCCGCCGCCGACUAGCGACGGCCCCGCGACCCAGUCCGCCACCCCCUCGACGUCCAAUUCCUCAUCGUUUCGAAAUGUAUCAGCCUGUAAUCGUUGCCGCCUACGGAAGAACCGCUGUGAUCAGCGGCUUCCACGAUGCCAGUCCUGCGAAAAGGCUGGCGUCCGUUGUGUUGGAUAUGACCCGAUAACGAAACGCGAAAUUCCUCGCAGCUAUGUCUACUUCCUCGAGGCGCGUGUCGCAUAUUUGGAGAAGGUCUUGAUGGAUCAUCAGAUAACGUUCAAAGACCCGGUCGCAUUCGACGAGGAGGAAGCCGUUAAAGUUGAGGCAGGACUUGAUACUGUACCAGCCCCAGUGACCGGUUCGGAAAGUUCGAUUUCAACAGGAGGCGAAGGAGCAAACGCCGAUGGAAACGAAAAAUGGGUGAAAAGGGAGAAAGAUGGACCCAUACAAAGAAGAGACAAGAGCGAUCACAGUGGCCAGGAGCCAGAGAGCAACCAGGACCCGCAGAAGGAAGACAAUUGGCGCAUACAUAACCUGGUUUCGAACAUAGGCAUGGUGUCUGUGCAAGGAACCUCUGAUCCCCGGUAUUUGGGCUCAACAUCCGGUAUCUCCUUUGCUCGUGUUGUCUUUGCGGCCGUCAAGAGUUCCGUGCCAGGGAACGUUGCAGAGCGCGGGCCAAUGCGUCCCAAUGAACGUCUACCGCACAGUGCCACAGGGACAGGAGGGAGUAGCAUGCGUGAUUCCUUCUUUGGCUUACAAACAAGAUCGAUGAUGAAGUGUGCAGCAUUCCCGGAUCGAGAUUUAGCCGAGAAGCUGGUCAAUCUUUAUUUCGAACAUGCAAAUCCACAGAUGCCCAUUCUUCACAGAACUGACUUCAUGGAGAUGCUUGAUCGUACAUAUUCGCUAGAUGAAAAGAACCGCUCCCCUCGCAGUCUUUACAUUCUCAAUAUUGUAUUUGCUAUCGGUGCUGGGAUUAUAUUCGAGGACAAGCCGUCAGAUGAUAAGCAGGAUGGCCGUGACCACUCACCAUCAUCAUCUACAUCCAAGAGGCCCCGGCUAUCGAGCCACCAGCACCAGCCUGAAGAGUAUCAUGCAUCCGCAAUUAUUCAUCUGGAGACUUUCCUAGGUAAUACUGCAUCUGGGGAUGGGUCCGGCGCUCUGGAAGAGCUACAGGCAGUGCUUCUUCUCGCUAGUUUUGCCCUUCUGCGACCGGUGGCGCCUGGACUCUGGUACAUUGUUGGUGUUGCAAUGCGGCUGGCAGUCGACCUUGGCCUUCAUUACGAAGACGGAACCGACAUUGAUACGCUUGAGGAGGAAGGGCCCAACCGGGCACAAGGCAAAAAUGCAGACAAGUCCAAGACGCGAAUUGAUAAUCGGGAACUUGGCCGGCGGGAAUGGGUCCGCGAUCUACGCCGGCGAUUGUGGUGGUGUGUCUACAGUUUCGACCGUCUAGUCAGUUGCUGCGUCGGCCGUCCGUUUGGAAUUAGCGAUCAAGCCAUCAGUACCGAGUUCCCGUCUCUGCUGGAAGACAAGUAUAUCACCAAGUCAGGGAUCGUGAUUCCUCCAGAGGGAGCUCCAAGCUAUAAACAUUCGGCCCAUCAUUAUUUCAAAUUACGGCUGCUCCAGUCCGAAAUCCAAGACGUGCUUCAGCAUCAACAAGCCCGGUUCAUUAGGCAGAGGGCCCCGUCUGCGGGCAGGAGACAUAUACGCCCCGAAAUCUCAUCUCCUUUCCUACAAGGCUUCGAUUCUUUCCGAUCCUGGCGCCGAGAUGUUCACCGGCGGCUUGUUGAGUGGCAACAAAGUGCACCAACACGUCGCGAUACCGGAGUGAGAUUUCCUACCGAGUUUCUCGAAUUGAACUACUGGCAAGCAGUGAUCAUGCUUUAUCAGCAAAGCUUGACGGUGCCUGCUGAAUUGGCAGACGAGAUGAUGCCAGCCGAGGACGUAUCGAGUCCAUCCUUUUCCAAUGUGGAUGAGUCGGAAGACGAAGAUGACAUCUACUACAAGGUAGCAGAGGCUGGGCAAAAGGUGAUCCGUAUAUACCGUCAGAUGCACCGGGUGCGGCUGGUCAACUACACAUAUCUGGCGACGCAUCACAUCUUCAUGGCGGGCAUCUCAUUUUUGUAUGCGAUCUGGCACUCUCCCUUGGUGCGAAGUCGCUUGACCCUCGACGAAGUGGACUUCACAGUACUUGCAGCCACGUCCGUGCUCGGAGACCUCAUGCAUAAGUGUCCGCCUGCAGAAGCUUGUCGUGAUGCUUUUGAAAGGAUGAGUAAAGCCACGGUUCAGAUGUGCCUAUCGACCACUGGAUUUGGCUCCCAGGUUGACCUGCCUCGGGCCCAAGCCGAAAUCGCGCAAAGACAGGCAACUGCUUUGCAGUCAAAUCAGACCAGGCAACAUAGGAGAGAUCCACGACAACGAGCGCCCCAUGGUCCGCCCCGGCGGCAGGGCCAGCCACGGUCGUCGCGACCAUUGCCACGGUUUGACAUGAAUCUUGGUGACCUAUUCAACGAUAAUACUGCCGUUCCAGAACGGCCCAGCAGUGGCCCUAGAAAUCCUGGACCCUACCCCGUCCGACCAGAAUUUUCCGAAUCCUCUGCAUCGAACUUCGCACCUGAUCGGGCGAUGCGGCCACACCCCCCGCGAACGCCGUCUAUGGAAUAUUACCCUCCAUAUGAGAACUCGGUGUCACCACAGACACAACAGCAUCCGCAGUACUACUACGGAAACUCCCCACAACAGAGCGCGUCACCCAACAGCGUCGGCGCCAACCCACACCCUACACACUAUCAUACGCCGGAAAAUGAACACCCGUCCGGUCUCAGCCUUGAUUUUCUGGAUUUCGAUCCCGCGACGGCUGAAGGCCAAAUGGCCGGCUCCGACGAGAAUGGCGACUAUAACCUCCAGGCGAUGCCGUCAUUGGGACACGGAGCUGGCCACAGCGUUGGAAUCGACCUCGGAUUCGGCAUGGCAAUGGACUUCCAACAUGAUUGGAGCGAAAACGCCAAUUAUGACAUUCUAGAAGGUUACUUCUUCGGUGGGGCUGGGAAUGGACCACCAGGAGAAGGGUAG
Molecule: messenger RNA, 3183 nt
Organism: Aspergillus sclerotioniger CBS 115572
Lineage: Eukaryota; Fungi; Ascomycota; Eurotiomycetes; Eurotiales; Aspergillaceae
Product: positive regulator of purine utilization
Exons: 3
Coding region: 1-3183 (1060 amino acids)
Biological process (GO): DNA-templated transcription; positive regulation of transcription by RNA polymerase II
Molecular function (GO): sequence-specific DNA binding; DNA-binding transcription factor activity, RNA polymerase II-specific; zinc ion binding
Source: RefSeq, a predicted model, not a curated record